Adineta steineri is the source of this 1410-nucleotide messenger RNA. The record is from the annotation of a GenBank genome assembly. Lineage: Eukaryota; Metazoa; Rotifera; Eurotatoria; Adinetida; Adinetidae.
AUGGAUGUUGAUAUGAUUGUUCGAAUGGGUUUCUUUAUUAAUGAUCUACAUCGUGAUAUUCAACGUCUACAUUCAGAACAAUCUGACCGUCGUAGAUCACGUAAAACAUUUAUAGUUUAUCGUGGACAAGGUCUCUCGAAAGAUGAUUUCACUGAAAUGACAAAAACUAACGGUGGACUUCUUUCAUUUAACAACUUUUUAUCAACUAGUAAAAAACGUAAUGUAUCUCUAAAAUUUGCCCAAGAAGCUGCUACAAAUCCUGAUCUUGUUGGAAUACUGUUUGUUAUGUCCAUUGAUCCUACUAAUUCAACAGUUCCAUUCGCUUCUGUUACUGACGUUAGUUAUUUUCAUACGGAACAUGAGAUUCUUUUCUCUAUGCACACCAUUUUUCGCAUUGAAGGUAUUAAACCAAUGAAGGGAAAUGUUCAUCUCCAUAAAGUAAAGUUAACAUUGGCCAAUGACACUGACCAAAAUCUUCGUACUCUUACUGAUUGUAUACGACAGGAGACCUUUCCAGAUUCGAAAGGAUGGGAUAGAUUAGGAUUACUGCUAAUUAAAAUGGGUCAGUAUAGCAAGGCUCAAGAAGUUUAUGAAGUUUUACUUCAUCAAAUAACACACGAAAGUGACAAGGCGCAUAUUUAUCAUCAAAUAGGUUCUAUCAAAUAUAAUCAAGGAAAAUAUCAAGAAGCACUUACAUAUUAUGAAAAAGCAUUUCCUUCCAAUCAUCUUAGUUGGGCUAUGUCCUAUAACAAUAUUGGUUUGGUGUUUUACGAAAUGGGUGAUUAUCCAAAAGCACUUACGUCUCAUGAAAAAGCCCUUGCCAUCAAACAACAAUCGCUUCCUUCCGAUCAUCCUGAUUUGUCUAUGUCUUAUAACAAUAUCGGUUUGGUGUAUUACAAAAUGGGUGAUUAUCCAAAAGCACUUUCUUAUUAUGAAAAAGCUCUUGCAAUUCAGCAACAAACACUUCCUUCCAAUCAUUCUGAUUUAGGUGUUUCAUAUAACAACGUUGGUAGUGCGUAUUCCAACAUGGGUGAUUAUUCAAAAGCAAUUUCAUCUCAUGAAAAAGCUCUUGCAAUAAAACUGCAAUCACUUUCUUCCGAUCAUUCUGAUUUGGCUGUGUCCUAUAACAACAUUGGUUUGGAGUAUUAUAACAUGCAUGAUUAUCCAAAAGCACUUUCUCACCUUGAGAAAGCUCUUGCAAUCAAACAGCAAUCACUACCCUCCAAUCAUCCUAGUUUGAGUAGUACCUAUAACAACGUCGGUUUGGUGUAUGAGAAUAUGAACAACUAUGCAGAAGCGCAUUCAUUUUAUGAACAAGCUGUACAAAUUGGACAACAAUCAUUACCAACAAACCAUCCUGAUCUUAAAAUGUAUAGAAAAAACCUUGAAAUCAUAAAAAAGAAAUUAUAA